GCGGGACUUGCCCGGGCAUGUGAGAGCGGCGGCUUCCGGGCGAGACACGUGGGAGCCCGCGCCGGGUCCGGGCUGGCAGCGCAGGGAUGCCUCCUGGCAAAGGACAGAUGACCCCACUGCUGCCCGCCCCGAAGGUCUCCUCACCCACCCUGCAGAGCACCCAUGGCCCCGCCGCAGGGACCCCAGAAGGUCCCAGCAAGAAGAAGAGCCGCAAGCACCAGCGGUUCAUGGAGCGCCGGGCGCUGCUGGAGCAGAAGGGGCUGCUGAGCCCCCACCGACAAGCCCCCGUGGUGGGGCUGGAGGCAUGCAGCACGCUCACUGAGGUGGGGGACACCACGGCACCGUGCUGCAGAAAGGUCCCCAAGCCCAAACAGGUCGUCUCCCCAUCCUUGUCCCCAUCCGCCUCUCCGGACAGCAUCGCCAGGCAUCACUCCGUGCUGCUGUCAGAGGGGAAUGGCAGCUCCAAGGGGGUGCGGACGUCCUCCCCCGUCCUGCGCCCUGGCAAGUACGUGGCCAUCGACUGCGAGAUGGUGGGGACAGGUCCUCAGGGCAGGCAGAGCGAGCUGGCACGGUGCUCUGUGGUGAACUACGAUGGGGAUGUCAUCUACGACAAGUACGUCCAGCCCGAGCUCCCCAUCGUGGACUACCGGACACGCUGGAGCGGCAUCACCAAGCGACACAUGAAGAACGCGAUUCCCUUCAAGGCUGCUCAGGCAGAGAUCCUGAAGAUCUUGAAAGACAAGAUUGUGGUAGGACACGCCAUCCACAACGACUUCCAAGCCCUGAAGUACUUCCACCCGAAAGACAGGACCCGAGACACCAGUCGGAUCCCUGUGCUGAACCAGAGGGCAGGGCUGCCCAUCAGGGCCAACGUCUCCCUCAAGAGCUUGGCCAGGCACCUGCUCCAUAAAAAUAUCCAGGUUGGCUGCAAAGGGCACUCAUCGGUGGAGGAUGCUCAGACGGCCAUGGAGCUGUACAGACUGGUGGAGGUGCAGUGGGAGACAGAGUUGGCCCGUACCCUCCCCCCCCGGCCCCCCAGCCCCAUCACAGACCCCAGCACAGACAGCAGCCAGUACCUGGACGACCGGUACUGGCCCACGGACCUGAUGGCGAGCAGCUUGUGAUGGAGGACGGUGUCUCCUCCACGUGUUUCAGGCCAUCGUGAUGCCUCCAGCUAUUAAAGGUGGAGGUGGCUGCUGAUCUCCUUCCCUGGGGCUUGUGCCCCAUGUGCUCUGGGUGACCUGGCACACAGAGGAGUCCGGAUGCCCCCAGCCUGGCUCGGGGACAGAGAAAUGAUGGCACUUGGACGCUGGUGAUCUCCUGAAAGUGCUGUCUGCAGCCUCUUGCUGUCUGUCACACAGAAAUAAAUGCUGUGGCUGCACCGUGUUCAUGUGUCACUUGGCACCUGGGGGCGAGCAGGGUCCUGUGCCAGCCUGGAGGAGCCCCUGUGGGUGUCUGGGGUUGCCAGGGCACCUCCAGUGUCCUCUGGGAUGGGGAGAUACCCCCAUGGUGGGUGAGUGACAAGUCUCCUCGUGGGAGGGCUGAGGUCUCUUGCUGAUGCCCAAAGGCUGCAAACCCUCCAGGGCCAGUUAAAUAGUUUCCUCCUCGCUUUGUUUGCACAGUGGAGCCUGAAAAGAAGGUCUGGGUCUAAUCAAUGUCCAGCCUGGAGAAGAGCACAGGAGGCACAUAAUUUUAAAUGGACUCCUCGCAUGUUUGUCUGGUUCUGAAUUAAAACCUCUU
Calidris pugnax (ruff) is the source of this 1740-nucleotide messenger RNA. RefSeq names its product apoptosis enhancing nuclease (gene AEN). Bases 87 to 1124 code for a protein of 345 amino acids. NCBI's taxonomy places the organism in Eukaryota, Metazoa, Chordata, Aves, Charadriiformes, Scolopacidae. The transcript is spliced from 4 exons. The record is from RefSeq and is a predicted model, not a curated record. Gene Ontology annotation, cellular component: nucleus. Gene Ontology annotation, molecular function: nucleic acid binding; 3'-5'-RNA exonuclease activity.